Gopherus flavomarginatus (Mexican gopher tortoise) is the source of this 1983-nucleotide messenger RNA. RefSeq names its product kinesin family member 12 (gene KIF12). Gene Ontology annotation, molecular function: ATP binding; microtubule motor activity; microtubule binding. The record is from RefSeq and is a predicted model, not a curated record. Gene Ontology annotation, biological process: microtubule-based movement. The transcript has 17 exons. NCBI's taxonomy places the organism in Eukaryota, Metazoa, Chordata, Testudines, Testudinidae. Bases 1 to 1983 code for a protein of 660 amino acids.
AUGACAAGGGGUGGCCCAGGAGCUGUCCCAGUUACUGAGAAAGGGAGGGCCCGGGCCCUGAGCAGCAGUGCCUCCCUUCCCCCGAGCCCAGGGGAGCCCAGCAGGCGAACAGGAGGAUCCUGUGGACAGGAAGGAAACACGUCUCCGGGUGGUGGUCAGGUGAAUGCGCCCGGGCAGGAGGCGGCCUUCAGGUUAAGUGCAGUGUUCGAUGCAGGCACGUCCCAGGAAGGGGUGUUUGAAGGCAGCGGGAUGAAGCGACUCAUAGAGCUGGCAGCGAAUGGGUUCUCCUGCACUGCCUUUGCCUUUGGACAAACAGGCUCUGGAAAGACCUACACGUUAAUGGGAUCCUUAGCCCAGAGCAAGGGCCAGCCAGCGACUCCCUACCUCGGGGGGCUGAUGCAAAGGGCCUUUGUGUGUCUCCUGGAGCAGACGCAGCCCUACAGACCCGGCCUCAUCCUCAGCGCCUCAUAUGUGGAGAUAUACAAUGAGCAGGUGAGAGACCUGCUGAGCCCAGGGCCACCCAGGCCCCUGCCCGUGCGAUGGAGUAAAACCAGGGGCUUCUACAUUGAGAACCUGCUCAUGGUGGAGUUUGGGAGCCUGGAGGCCAUCAUGGACCUGCUGCAGGAAGGCACCCGAAGGCGGCAGAGCGCCGCGCAUGCACUGAAUGGGCACUCGAGCCGCAGCCAUGCCCUGCUGACCAUCCGCAUCCACCGCAAGGCAGUGAGUCACUCGCGUCCCAGCAUGCGGGGCCUCGGGGGCAUGCUCUGCUUCGUGGACCUGGCUGGCAGCGAGAGGGUGAAGGACACCGGCUCGGCUGGGGAGCGCUUAGUGGAGGCCAGCAACAUCAACCGCAGUCUCCUGGCUCUGGGGCACUGCAUCUCUCUGCUGGUGGACCCCAGACAGAGGUGGAGUCACAUCCCGUACAGGGACAGCAAGCUCACCCGGCUGCUGGCCGAGUCCCUGGGCAGAUCCGGGAUCACGCUCAUGGUCGCCUGCAUCUCGCCCUCCUUGCACUGCCUCCCGGAGACACUGCGCACACUGCGCUUCGCCGGCAGGGCCAAGAAGGUCACCACCAAGCCUGUGGCACAAAGGAUUUCCCGGGAGAAGCUGCUGCGAAGUUUGGAGCAAGAAAUCCAGGCCCUGCGGGAGGAAAACCUCUCCCUGCGCCAGCAGCUGCAGCUGCCCAGGAUACUGGGUGGGAGCACAGCCACCCACACAGCCCCCACACAGCUGCCCGAGUACCAGGAAGAGAGCCAUGCCCCUGGGCAGAGAGGGGCCCCGAGGAGAGCACCCGGCUUGGCCAGGCGCAGCCUCUAUGGCCUCCUGCAGGAGUUUGUGCUGGAGAACGAGCAGCUUAGGAGGGAGCCGAUCCUGCUGACGAGCAGCCAAGCCCUCGCCAGGGAGGGGCAACGUGCACUGGCGCAGGAGCUGGCGAGGCACCUGGAGUCCCCCCCAGCCCUCAGCAGCUGGGGCCAGGCCCGACGCUCCCCCGAAACUGCCCCCGGCUCCUGCAGCAUCCAGGCCCGGCCCUGCCCCUGCCCUGCCCCCGGUGCAGCCCAGUGUGGCCACCUGCUCGUGGAGCUGCUGCCAUGGGAGGGGCUCACUGCCCAGAGCAGUUCCAGGUUCCAGGGGCCCAGCCAGGGCAGCCCAUGGGAGGAUCCGGCUCAGCCCUGGCCCCAGCAGCACCCUGUGGCUCCCUGGUUUCUCCAGGGGAAAAGGAGCCUGAGCCGAAGGAAGAGCUCUGCUGGCUCGUGUCUGCUCCUGAGAGACACCCAGCAGCAGGGCCCCAAGCCUCCCCCCAGCCUGGAGGGGCAGGUUGUGCCAUCAGCCCCUCCCUUGCCAGGCAGCAGCACAGGGCACCAAGCAGCAGGUGCUGACCCUGAGCUGCGGCUGGAGGAGGUGCUGGACUCACUGCAGGGGCAGCUCCAAUACUACAGCCUGUGGACCCAGGGCUCCGGCUGCACACGGGAUGCCCAGGAUUGA